Molecule: messenger RNA, 2766 nt
Organism: Engraulis encrasicolus (European anchovy)
Lineage: Eukaryota; Metazoa; Chordata; Actinopteri; Clupeiformes; Engraulidae
Product: segment polarity protein dishevelled homolog DVL-3
Exons: 15
Coding region: 332-2581 (749 amino acids)
Biological process (GO): intracellular signal transduction; canonical Wnt signaling pathway
Cellular component (GO): cytosol
Molecular function (GO): frizzled binding
Source: RefSeq, a predicted model, not a curated record
GCUCUGUUCACACUGAGCCCAAUCUGGGCCAACCCAACGUGCAACUUCAGUUAUUUUUAUUGUGGAUCCGAAGCUGCAUUGGAAAACUACCCCGCGCAGACGAAUAAACGCAGCAGUGUCAACUUCAAACUAGCGCUAUUUUGGCGUUUUGUUCGCUGCCUGGCCGCGGACUGAUCUGUGAGUACGCAGCGCAGCAGCCGACGCUGCUUCUCGGCUACUAGGCGGAUAGGAUCGGGCGAGGAGGGGGUUUGGCACUGAGGCAGCGCUAAGGAGGCUGCGAGUGGGACUCGGCGCUGGAUGAGCACGGCCUUUCGCUCCCCAGCGGCCUGCCAUGGGGGAGACCAAAAUCAUCUACCACCUCGACGACCAGGAAACUCCCUACCUGGUCAAACUGCCCAUUCCAGCGGACAUAGUCACUCUUGCGGACUUCAAAAAUGUCCUCAAUAAGCCCAACUACAAAUUCUUCUUCAAGUCCAUGGAUGAUGACUUCGGGGUCGUGAAAGAGGAGAUAUCAGAUGAUAACGCCAAGCUGCCAUGUUUUAACGGCCGUGUGGUGUCAUGGCUGGUGUCUGCGGAUGGUUCCCAUGCUGGUUCUGACGGGGGUUCAGUGUGCGGUGCAGACAGCAGCAGUCAGGCGGAGCUGCCGCCCCCCCUGGAGAGGACAGGAGGCAUCGGGGACUCACGACCACCCUCAUUCCAUGCGAACGCUGCAGGCAGCCAGGAUAACCUCGACAAUGACACGGAGACUGACUCGGCAGCACCGCCGCGACGCGAGCGAGAGAGGGAUAAAGAGCGGGAGAGGGAGAGGGAGAGGCCGAGAAGGAAAGAUACUCAUGAACACGGCGGGAGGCUGAAUGGCCACUCUCGAGGGGAGCGUCGGCCGGAGCACGUGGGGGGCUACGAGAGCUCCUCCACCCUCAUGAGUAGCGAGCUCGACACCACCAGCUUCUUCGACUCAGAGGAGGACGACUCUGCCAGCAGGUUCAGCAGCUCGACGGAGCAGAGCACAUCGUCCCGGCUCAUGAGACGACAUCAGCGGCGGCGCCGGCGGAAACCAAAAGCACCACGGAUGGAGAGGUCAUCGUCGUUCAGCAGUAUCACAGACUCCACCAUGUCUCUGAACAUCAUCACUGUCACGCUAAACAUGGAGAAGUACAACUUCCUGGGCAUCAGCAUCGUGGGCCAGAGUAACGAGAGGGGAGACGGCGGCAUCUACAUCGGCUCCAUCAUGAAGGGGGGAGCAGUGGCCGCCGACGGAAGGAUAGAACCUGGAGACAUGCUACUGCAGGUGAACGACAUCAACUUCGAAAACAUGAGCAACGAUGACGCAGUGAGAGUGCUGAGGGAAAUAGUGCACAAACCAGGUCCAAUCACUUUAACUGUGGCCAAAUGCUGGGACCCCAAUCCACGAGGUUGCUUCACCCUGCCCAGAGGUGAGCCGAUCCGUCCCAUAGACCCGGCUGCGUGGGUGUCCCACACGGCGGCCAUGACGGGGGCGUAUCCGGUGUACGGUAUGAGCCCAUCCAUGAGCACCAUCACCUCCACCAGCUCCUCCAUCACCAGCUCCAUUCCAGAGACCGAGCGGUUCGACGACUUCCACCUGUCCAUCCAUAGCGACAUGGGCAUGGUUGCCAAGGCGAUGGCGUCUCCAGAGUCGGGCCUGGAGGUGCGGGACAGGAUGUGGCUGAAGAUCACCAUUCCCAACGCAUUUAUAGGCUCUGAUGUGGUGGACUGGCUGUACCACCACGUGGAGGGCUUCACGGACCGCAGGGAGGCUCGCAAGUACGCCAGCAACCUGCUGAAGGCCGGCUACAUCCGCCACACCGUCAACAAGAUCACCUUCUCCGAGCAGUGCUACUACAUCUUUGGAGACCUCUGUGGCAACAUGGGCACGCUCACCCUGCACGACCACGAUGGCUCUAGCGGUGCGUCCGACCAGGACACCCUGGCCCCCCUGCCCCACCCGGGAGCCGCCCCCUGGCCCUUGGCGUUCCCCUACCAGUACCCCGUCCCGCACCCCUACAACCCCCAGCCUCCUGUACACGAGCCGCCACCCCACAAUCCACCUGCAGGGGGCGGUAGUGGUGGCAGCCAUCACAGCGGAGGGAGUCGCAGCAGUGGCUCCAACCGCAGUGGCAGCAAGAAGGAGUCAGCAGCAGCAGGAGGAGGAGGAGGAGGCUCAGGAGGCAGCGGAGGAGGAGGAGGAGGGGGAGCAGCCUCAGGAGGCAGCGGGGGUGGAGGAGACUCCAAAUCAGGAGGGAGUGGCAGCGAGACCGAGCCCAAACCAGACGGCUCCACCAAGGCCACUAGCGACCGCCCUUCGGCUCCCCCUAGCGAGCGCAGCGUGCAUAGCACCCACAGCCUGCGCAGCACGCACUCGGCAGGGGCGAUGGCCGGGGCCUACGGACCCCCGGGCUUGCCCCCCCAGCCCCAGAGCCCCACCCCUGUGCCCCCCACGGCUCCGCCGGGCUCGCCCCCGGGUCGCGAGCUGGCCUCCGUGCCCCCCGAACUCACGGCCUCGCGCCAGUCCUUCCGCAUGGCCAUGGGAAACCCCAGCGAGUUCUUUGUGGACGUCAUGUGACCUGAGGUGUGACAGCAGAUGAUGGGAAGUCGAUCAGAGGCAGUGUCGCCACCACGCGGGCGUACGUACGUUCAGGUGUUCAGGACACUUGUCUGUCUGCCAACCCCCCUACCGCACCGAACCCCAGGAAAAGGAGAGAUGAAAGUGUACAGGAGAGAGAAUAAGAGGGACAGGGAGUGUGUGUG